UGUGCAGGUGAGUGAGCAGCAGCCUCAUUGCAGCGGCCAUAAAAUAAACAACUCCUGUCACGAGUCAGAUACAAGCGUCGAGCUGCGGAAGGUUUCCAAUCAAUGCAGUUCGUGCUGAGAAUUGCCAUUUGGUGACCAUCUGCAGGUGUGAGAGAUAGAGCAGGGGCAGAUGCAGCGCAUGGAGACCGUACGCAUCGUGCUCCUUAUGCUGACAGUCGUGGGCACCACCCUCGCAGCUGUUGUUGUGGCGGAGGAGGCCAAAAUCGAUGGCCUGCACGAUGCUCCGAGCGAAACGUUCACGGCGGUCGACGACUCCACCAAUCUCUACUCGGCUGCGGGGUUCAUCAGAUGCAAGUCGGAUUGGCACGCCGAGCCCGGCAGCACGCAGGAAGUGAGCGAUGUGCUUCGAGAGCUGCACGAGGCCGGGAGGCCCUUCAAGGUGCGCGCGACGCGACGAGGAAGGCACACGCCCAACCGGUUCGCUUGCCCGGGCGCAAGCGCUAGCGCCAGGCUGCCCGACGGCCAGAACCCCGAAUGGAGCGGCGGCAGCGCAACCCCCGCGUCGGCGCAGUCCGUCACGCUGCUCCUACAUCGGAUGAACAACGUGGUCGCGGUCGACUACGAGGCCCGGCGCCUCACCGUGCAGGCGGGCAUGACGGUGCAGAACCUGGCGGACGCCGCGGUGCGGAACGGGCUGUCGGUGCCCGUGGGCGUGUUCCCGGUCUACGGCAACCUCACUCUGGGCGGCCUGGUCGCGGCGUCGGCUCACGGCACCGGCGCUGGCGUCGCGAGCUCACUGGGCGACAUUCUCACCGGCGUGAAGUGGGUCGACUCGACGGGCGCGAUCAUCCACAGCGACGUCGCGACUGAGACGGGGCUGGAGCAGAUUCGAGCGCUCAUCGGCGGCCUCGGCCUGCUGGGGAUCAUGACCGAGCUCACCCUGCAGCUGCUGCCCGCGGGGUCGCUGGCGCAGGUCGAGACGUGGGUGCGUGACGACGCGAAUUUGGCCGCCGACAUCCGGUCGCAGUUGGCGACCUCGACGCCGCACGUCCUCAUCUUCUGGCGCCCCGACCUGCGCUACUACAAAGCGUACCACUACAAGCCCCUCGAGGCGGGCGACGUCCCGCGACAUCCAUAUUGGCCCGACGGUCGCGGCGGCAUGCUGUCGCCCGCGCCCCCGCAGAGCAAUAUGACGGAUUAUCUCGCUGCGUACACGGCGGAUUUCGACGAGUCCGGGCCCCAAUCUGAUUUCCUCAAUGCGCAGGGCUGCGCUCUGGGCGAUAGUCUGAUGAAUCUCCCCGGGUUCAGAGACGAGACUUCGGUUCUGUACAAUGCCACCAUCCCGAGCUCGCAUGCGACAUUUUCCGAAGAAUGCUCACCGCAUUGCAUCUGGGAAGUGAAGUCUGGCGGGUAUUCUGUAGAAGACAACGAGCUGCACAUCCGGCUCAGUCGCCUGGAGGAAUUCCUCGACGACGUCAGAAGCAUCAUCAAGGCCGAGGAGCAGGAGAAGCAGGAGUACCUCGAUCGGAGGUAUGGGAAAGGGAAGGUUAGCGUCUGCCUGCCUCCGGGAUUUUUCUGGAUUCGGUUUGGAAAAGGGACUCAGAAUUUGUUGGCUACUACGGCCGGAUUUGAAGAGCCCGUGCUGUACUUCAUGACGUCGUUCUUGGUUUCGGGUUUCAGUUCGUAUCUUCCCACGAAGCUGGAUCACAUCGCGGAGGUCAUUGAGCAGGUGGGGCUCUGCAAGUAUGGAGCUCGGCCGCACUACGGUAAGAACUUCGACCGUUUGUUCGCCCAUCCAGAGUGCCAUGUGCGGGACAAUUUUCCUCCCGAAAAUUUCCCCAAGAUGCUGGAGCUGCAGAAGAAGCACGAUCCCAACAAGGUUUUCGAGCCUGAGCUCGUGACUCGCAUGGUGGAGAGACGGGGGCCUGUUUACGGGGACAAAUGUGCACUCCGCCGCGAGUGCUACUGCAAAGAGGAUUCCCAUUGUGCAGACGGCUUCAAGUGCCAACCUUCUGCCUCAUACCCGGAGUUCAAGGCCUGCAAGGUCCAGUAUCCAAAACAGAAGGAAGAGCAUCACUCUGAGCCAAAACAAGAGCUAUAGGCUCCCUAUUAUACCCAAUAUCUCGGUCUCUUCAACGCAAUGAAGUUCGCAAUUAUAGUAGACAAGAACAAAGCCCUCGUGACAGAAGUGCUCUCACAUCGGUUGCUCGAAUGGAACACUUUUGAGAGAGAGACAGAGUGGUCUAAUAUGCUACCACAUCAUCAAAUCUUGCAGAACUUUACAACUUUGAAAAUGGAGGAACCAGAUCACUCACACUGAGCCGUGAUCGACCAAAAAAGGCGAGGAUUUGGUUGUUGAAUGGUCUUGUACCUACAAUCACACCUGAUCACUGUUAGGUUGUUCGUAAUGAACUGUGACAGUGUUAGAGAGGUACCGAGGCCACUUGGUACUUUAGGUUAACUAGCCGCCGCCUAAAUCCUAAGCACGCAACCUCUUGGCGUCCUUUGUGUAUAUGUACUUAAGCAAGUGUUUUUCAAUAUCCAAAAAACCCGAGUGAUGGAUUGACUCAUUUCUACAUGGUAUCAGCGCGAGGUUCAAGGUUAUCAAAGUGUUGUAGUGAGCACUGCUCCUGCAU
This is a messenger RNA of Marchantia polymorpha subsp. ruderalis, 2636 nucleotides long. NCBI's taxonomy places the organism in Eukaryota, Viridiplantae, Streptophyta, Marchantiopsida, Marchantiales, Marchantiaceae. The record is from the annotation of a GenBank genome assembly.